Messenger RNA from Haemonchus placei, 1992 nucleotides. NCBI's taxonomy places the organism in Eukaryota, Metazoa, Nematoda, Chromadorea, Rhabditida, Trichostrongylidae. The record is from the annotation of a GenBank genome assembly.
AUGUUUUUGAAUAAACUACUUCGCGAUGGUGACAACGAAGAUCUCGCGGAAGAACGUCGAAAAGCUACUUUUGAUACCGACGAAAUGGCAGCAAUAAUCUGGGAAGGCAAGGAGGUUCGAUUUGUACGUCGACGAAGAGAAAUCACCAAGAAAGUCAUUGAAUACACAGAACUUCACGAUCCUUUCUGCCAGGCAUUCAUGACACGACAUGAAGAAGUCGAAAAUGCAGCAAGAAAAGUGAAUUCAGUCGAGAUAUUGAAGUCCUUCUGCAAUAACUACCUCAUUUUUUCUAAAACUCACACUCAGUGUUUCAGUGAAGUCAUCGGGAUGUACGGGCAUCCGCUGGCCUUACAUGCUGUCAUGUUUAUUCCAUCUCUUCAAGCUCAAUGUGCUGAUGACCAAAUGCAUUGGUUGAAGAAGGCAAUGUCGAGGCAGAUCAUUGGGACCUAUGCCCAAACCGAGUUAGGCCACGGUACGAAUCUGAGAAAAUUGGAAACAACAGCCACAUACGAUGUAAAAACACAGGAGUUCGUCCUGCACAGUCCUACACGUACAGCGAUGAAAUGGUGGCCUGGAAAUCUCGGCAAAAGUGCAAAUCAUGCCGUUGUAGUCGCUUGCCUCAUAAUUGACGGCAAAAAUUAUGGCCCACAUAACUUCAUUGUGCCUCUAAGAGAUCCUGCGACUCACAUGCCUUUGAAAGGCAUCACAGUCGGUGACAUUGGCCCGAAAAUGGCCACCGGUCCCGUUGACAAUGGAUUCCUCAGCUUUGAUCACUACCGAAUUCCAAGGACCAACAUGCUUAUGAAACAUGCCAAAGUAACGCCAGAGGGCAAGUACGUUCCUCCGGCUCACGCCAAAGUUGGCUACUCAGCAAUGGUGCACGUCCGCUCUCAUAUGAUUUCCGACCAAGCAAAGUUUCUUGCCCAAGCUCUUACCACCGCCAUUCGGUAUUCAGCAAUUCGACGACAGGGAGAGAUUCAACCUGGAGAUGGCGAAGUGAAGAUUCUCGAAUACCAGACCCAACAAUAUCGGUUGCUUCCACAACUAGCACGAGCGUAUGCGUUCAGUUUCACUGGACGAGCAGUCAGAGACCUAUAUCUGAGGGUACAGAAAGAUGUCGCCAAAGGAAAAGUCGACGAAAUGGCCGAACUGCACUACAUAACUUCCGGUCUCAAGGCUGUCGUCACCCACUUGACUGGUGAGGGCAUCAGCCAAGCGCGUAUGAGUUGUGGAGGCCAUGGAUACUCGAAAGCUAGCAAUAUGCCGGAUCUCUAUGGCAUUGCCGUCGCCGGCUGUACGUAUGAGGGAGAAAACAUGGUAAUGCUCCAACAACUGGCAAGGUACCUCAUGAGAGCAGCAAAAGAAGCAGAAAAAGGACGUGCCCUCGGCAGACUUGUGAACUACCUCGUGGAACCCAGCGACAUCCAUUCAACCCAUCUGAAAGCCUUCGAUAAGGCAGCAAAGCUCCAAGUGAUGAAGGCAUUCGAAAGGAUGCGAUCACUUCGAGCUCAAGGGCUGUCUGACGAGGAUGCAUGGAACGCCAAUGCCGUUGAACUGAACCGAGCAGCUCGAGUCCACACAAGGCAGUACAUCGCUCAUCAAUUUUAUGAGCAAGUAAGUUCGGUCGCUGACGGACGAUGUCGUGAAGUACUUCGUGAUCUCCUUCAUCUUCAUCUCAACUAUGAACUCUUGGAUAUGGCAUACUACUUACUCGAAGAUGGCUUCUUGUCGGGUCAGCAGGUGGAUUACAUGAAGGAAGAUAUGUACCGACUUCUGGCAAAGCUGCGGCCGAAUGCAGUCUCUCUGGUGGAUUCCUGGGAUAUCUCUGAUCAUGAACUCAGAUCGGUAUUGGGCAGGCGAGACGGUCAUGUCUACGAGAACUUGUACAAAUGGGCACAGGAAAGCGAAUUGAAUCGGACUCAGGUGCUACCAACAUUUGAGAAGUACCUCAAACCAAUGAUGAUGGAAGCCCGUGCUCAGAGCAAAUUGUAA